AUGCCCUUGGCGAGCACUCCUAUUGCUGUAUCGACUUAUUUUACUGAAGUGACUGCAAAUACUAGCAACGUCACUGACACUAUUCCAAGAACUGCCGUUGCAACAGAAACAAGUCUGAAAAUGAACGACUCUUCCACGACUACAGAUGCCUCGUCUAUGAGUGUCGCUAAUGCCGCUCCUGUAAACACUGCAGUAACAAAACAACGUAUUGCCAUUGCUCUAUGGAACUACGACGCGCAGGAGGACAAUGAGCUUUCGUUUGAAGCUGGAGACCGCAUCAUCAUUACAGAGUUUUGCAAUGCUGACUGGUUUGAAGGAUCGCUGUGUUCGGCAUUUGGAUUCUUUCCAGCUAAUCAUGUCAAGGUCUUGCCUGAAGUUUACAAAUACUGGUAGUUUGCGCGACCUGGGAGCUGAAUCUAAAGACACUUUUCAAAGUUUAGAUCUCUUGCCAGAGGUUGACAGGGAAGAAGACACUGACAAUGAUACAUUGGAAGUAUCCCGUAGUUUAGGCCGCAGUACAUGCGUUGAAUAUCAAUCUGAAGAUAAUCUUGCCGAUGAUGGAUGGCAUGUUGUCACCACUGAAGAUGGGCAAAAAUACUAUUGGAAUUCAGCUACUGGAGAAACGUCUUGGAAUGCUCCAUAUGGUGACACUCCAACAGCCUCAUUCGACAAUCUAAGCAUUCAUGAUCGACCCGAAAAGGUGCCUACUGUUGGCAUACAAAAAGAAUCACUGGAUUCAUCACGCAUGGUAUCUCAAAGUCCCUCUCGAGAUACUGCAUCGCAAAGUGUAGUGCGUGAAAAUCUGAGAAUAACAUCAGCAUUGGCACAGAUUGAAACUGUGGUGCCCGAGCUGAUUCGCAGAGAGGGCUGGCUAGCAUACAAGUCCAGAAAGGAGUUUGGCGGAGUUGACCCAAAAAGAACACACUCUUGGCAUAAUCAUUGGGCAAUUGUAUGUGUUGGGUUUCUCAUUUUUUACAAAGAUGAGCCUGCUCGACUUAAAAAGAGAUCAGAUAAGGGUCAUAUUGGACCCUCACUGGUAGUGACACUUGAAUCCAUCACAAUUGCUCGUGAAAAAGAUUCCAACAAGAAAAAGCAGACAGUUUUCACCAUUCAAACACGAAGUGGUGCGGUUUGGGCACUCCAGCCCCAAAAUGAGUCUGAAGUCAAUGAAUGGGUUACUACCAUAUCCGAAGCAACACGAGAGGCAUCAACUGCUGCCGAGUAUGAAAAUGUUACUGAGAAGCUGUUUGCUCAUCAAAUACCUGAAGAGGUUAUUGUGGAGCCCAUGUUUAAAAAGCGCUCUGAUGACAAACGUCUUAUGAAACACGAUUCAAAAAAGAAAGAACGACUGCCUAUUGCGGGUGAUACUGAAGAUGGUGACUCGGGAAAUAAGGUUAAUAUCAAGACGAAACUAAAUGCGUUUUUCAAACGGCAACAGGAGAAAGGGUCGCCAAUUCGCGAUACGGACAAAAAGGAAGAUAGUUGUUCAGAUGGAGCUAUUUUUGGCGGGUUUUUGGAAGUUCAGGUUGCAGAAGAAGACAAAAGUAUUCCAAGCUUUGUUGAAAGAUGUAUUUCGACAAUUGAAAGUAGAGGGUUGAAUUCGCAAGGAAUUUAUCGAUUGUCCGGAAAUGCAGCUACUAUUCAGAGAAUCAAGACACAAAUUAACCAAAUGGAGCCACAUACAGAAUUGGACGACGAUGGACUUGAUCUUAAUGCCAUUUCCGGGUUAUUAAAGUUGUAUUUUCGAGAACUCAAAGAUCCACUUUUCCCCUUUUUAUUCUACGAUCGCUUUAUUGCAUGCAUGAAAAUGGAGGACUACAAUGAACGCUUGAUAGAAAUUAAAAAUUUGAUUCAAGCGUUACCAAAAACUCACUACACGGUGCUCGAAUAUCUAAUGCGGCAUUUAGUCCGUGUUGCAGCACAUAGUGAGACUAACAAAAUGGAACCAUCCAAUCUGGCAAUUGUAUUUGGACCAACUAUUAUUCGCGUGCCUUCAACAGGAAAUGACGAUAUGCAAGCGGCUUAUGCCAACAUGAUGAACAUGUCGUUUCAAAAUGCACUUGUAGAAGCAAUCAUUAUUCAAGCAGAAUGGAUAUUUGAUGGAUCACCGCAUUAAAAAGUUGAAUUAGUCCAUUGUUAUACAAGUCUACUUUGA
Messenger RNA from Batrachochytrium dendrobatidis JAM81, 2155 nucleotides. RefSeq lists its product as uncharacterized. Gene Ontology annotation, molecular function: protein binding. Gene Ontology annotation, biological process: regulation of GTPase activity; signal transduction. The coding region runs from base 248 to 2116 and encodes 622 amino acids. Gene Ontology annotation, cellular component: cytoplasm. The record is from RefSeq and is a predicted model, not a curated record. The transcript has 15 exons. Lineage: Eukaryota; Fungi; Chytridiomycota; Chytridiomycetes; Rhizophydiales.